UUGGUAAUAUGGCAAUAGGGUUGCAUUAGUUAAGGUAAUACACGCAAUCCAGUCAGAAAAGAUAAUAAAGUGGACUGCCCUUUGGUCUACCCGUGAUGUGUGCAUGUGACUUGAUAUGUCACUUUUUCUUUGUUAUGUCGUUCAUAAAAUAAAGAAAGCUGAUUCAUAACUUUUAAAAAAUCUUAUACUUGACAACCAGUUUGGCUGUUAAGAUAUGGGACAAAUUGGGAUUUGGGGAAUUCUCCAAGGCUGUUAUGUAUUUUAAACUAUAUGUGUGAACCACUUAUUUAACAAGAGCAGCUGUGAUUUACACAACAAAUUAAAGUUUUAGUAUUUUGUGCAUAGACUGUUUUCAAAUUCUGGGGUGUGACAGAAAUUUUCCUGCAAUUGUAGAAUGGCCCUUUUAUUUUGUCUUCUUAAAAUAGUAAUAGCAGCAUUAAAAAGAUAUAUAUAUUCAGAACCCUUUGAAAACAUUUAACUAAAAUUUCAGAUUCAUAAUAUGUUUUAUUUGUUCAUUUAUUUAGUAUUGCAGCAUUUAUAUUUUACAUGGAAGUCUUUAGACAUCAGCAUACUUGUCUACGUCAUCUGAAGCCACCGGAAGCGUGAGUUAUCUGUCCCCGCCCCAGCAGCUCAGUCAAUCCAACCUGAAGAGAAGGCGAGUCAACGGCUAAAAAUAUAAUAGCUAACACAAGAUGGCCGGUCUGCCUCGUAGGAUUGUAAAGGAAACGCAGCGGUUGAUGGCAGAGCCUGUUCCAGGGAUCACUGCUACGCCUGAUGAAGGGAAUGCACGCUACUUCCAUGUGUUCAUUGCAGGGCCUCAAGAUUCUCCCUUUGAAGGAGGCACAUUUAAACUUGAACUAUUUCUUCCAGAAGAGUAUCCCAUGGCAGCUCCCAAAGUGCGAUUCAUGACCAAAAUCUAUCACCCCAAUGUUGACAAACUGGGAAGAAUAUGUUUAGACAUUUUGAAAGACAAGUGGUCUCCAGCCCUGCAGAUCCGUACAGUGUUGCUAUCUAUCCAGGCAUUAUUAAGUGCUCCCAAUCCAGAUGAUCCACUGGCAAAUGAUGUUGCAGAGCAGUGGAAGAAAAAUGAAAGCCAAGCCAUUGAGACAGGAUCAAUAAGACUGAUCCUCCUCCGUGUCCCCAUUGUGCUGCUCAAAUCUCAGGCAGUGGACGAAACGUUCAACCUGCCUGCAAUUUAUCAGUUAUCUGUAUGCUCCUGCAUACCCGAGAUUCUGACCUAUGACCUUUGA
Messenger RNA from Neolamprologus brichardi, 1250 nucleotides. NCBI's taxonomy places the organism in Eukaryota, Metazoa, Chordata, Actinopteri, Cichliformes, Cichlidae. The record is from RefSeq and is a predicted model, not a curated record.